Cherax quadricarinatus is the source of this 1987-nucleotide messenger RNA. RefSeq names its product leukocyte elastase inhibitor A. NCBI's taxonomy places the organism in Eukaryota, Metazoa, Arthropoda, Malacostraca, Decapoda, Parastacidae. Gene Ontology annotation, molecular function: serine-type endopeptidase inhibitor activity. The record is from RefSeq and is a predicted model, not a curated record.
CUCGUAUAUUCCUUCAGCUAGACCGGCAUCAGUACCCAGAGCAAGCAAGACGUUGUAAGGUCUGCCUCCUCGCUCGCCAGCCAGCUGCAGCAGACGUGAUCUACUACAUACAUCAAGCAAACAAGCAGGAGGAUGAAGUUGGUGAGUGGAGCAAUGGUGGUGGUGGUAGUGAUGGUGUGUGUUGUGAGUCCUCAGUGUAUCUCCCACAACGACACUCUGCCUCCACCCAGCACCCCUGACCUCACCCACAUCGCCCCCUUCGGUGUGGAGCUCUUCAAGCUCCUCUACCCGGCCGGAGCAACUGGCAACCUCUUCUUCUCCCCCUACAGCAUCUGGAACGCCCUGGUUCUGGCUUACUUAGGCUCGGCUGGCACAACUCGUAAACAACUGGAGGCAGCACUGCGUCUGAAUGACCCUGCUGGCACCCUGGCCGAGUACAGAGCUCUUGACCACCUGUACGAAGAGCGACAGGCUACGACCAGCGACUAUGUGAUAGAUUUAGCCAACCGAGUGUAUAUAGAUCAGUCCUUCCCUCUACGGCAGUGUGUUAGGAAGGUCCUCUCCAAGGAGGUGGAAACUCUCGACUUCCAACAGCCUGGCGAGGCAGCGGCCAGUAUCAACCAGCUGGUGAACCAGACAACACGAGGUAAGAUCCCUGAGCUGGUGAGUGCCGGAGACGUGGCUGGGGUUCCCAUGGUUCUCGUCAACGCUGCCUACUUCAAGGGUCUCUGGCUCAACUCCUUCGAACCCUCUAAUACAGUUCUGGAGAAGUUCUACUCCUCCCCUGAUCAAGAGUACUCCGUUCCCAUGAUGAAGUUCUCCGGCGUAUUUAAAGCUGGAGACUCUGUGGAACUGGAAGCGUCUGUGUUAGAGAUGCCUUACAAGGGAGAGGUAGUCUCCAUGUUUGUGUUGCUGCCUCACAACACUGUUAGUGAGGAUGCUGCUAACAAGGGCACCAAAACUGGCAAUGACGCUGCCAGAAUCAGUGGUGGCAGUGCUGUUGGUGGUGGUCCUACAAUCGGCGGUGGCACCUACUCAAACAGUGGCGCUACCUAUAACAGUGAUAGUGCCACCCUGACUCCCCUUAAUGCCAUGAUCCGUCGACUCAGCGCUAACACUCUCCUAGCUGCCAUCUCCAACCUUAGAAAACAGGAAGUCGACCUCCAGUUCCCGAAAUUCAAGCUGGAAGAAACACUCGUAGAUGAAUUGCCUGAGGCUCUUCAGCGCGAGGGGAUCGUGGACCUCUUCACACCGGCCGCCAACUUGUCGACAUUCGACCCAUCGGGUCAACUGUUUGUGAAGAAGGGGAUCCACAAAGCCGUGGUGGAGGUUAACGAAGAAGGCUCUGAAGCAGCUGCUGCCACAGCCCUGCUGGUGGCGUUCUCAUUCGCGCCCAGACCCAGGCAAUUCAAGUGCAAUCAACCGUUCGUCUUCUUCAUCUAUGACAAACAAACCAACAACAUCCUCUUCUUAGGUGUCUACAGCAAGCCACGGACAAACUAGACGUGUGUCUAUUAAAAGCCAUUACUAUGUCUAGUUUACUAUACAUCAGCAUCUCCUGUAACCAGUAGCGCUGAACGACAAAAAUCACAACGUUAUCCUACACCCAGAUGGAUAUAGAUAAUGUUAUUAAUAGAUUACCAUCUUGUCCUAUAGCUGAUCGUUUACGCAGUGCAAUACACAAUUUCAGAAUUCAAAAUGUUUUAUAAUAUUUUAAAACACAGGUCACUCCCAAGCUGACAGUCGCCGUGACAAGACAGAAAAAUCCUCGUCAGGAGAACACAAACUGGUCUUCCAGUCAGCCGGAGCCAGCAUUUCCCUCAGCAAAUAUUGUCUCAAGUGUAAACUGCAAUAAAGAGUGCAUAUAGUGUGACACUAUUAUAAAAAUACAUGAGACAGUAAUACAUUCCUGUAUUGACAUAUUAGGAUACAGCCAGAAUAAUUGUGAUACAGGAGUGUAAGAUACAAUAUUAUCUUUGUUUUAAUU